Molecule: messenger RNA, 2256 nt
Organism: Fukomys damarensis (Damara mole-rat)
Lineage: Eukaryota; Metazoa; Chordata; Mammalia; Rodentia; Bathyergidae
Gene: Otud7a
Product: OTU deubiquitinase 7A
Exons: 13
Coding region: 574-1827 (417 amino acids)
Biological process (GO): protein deubiquitination involved in ubiquitin-dependent protein catabolic process; protein K63-linked deubiquitination; protein K11-linked deubiquitination
Cellular component (GO): nucleus; cytoplasm
Molecular function (GO): cysteine-type deubiquitinase activity; K63-linked polyubiquitin modification-dependent protein binding
Source: RefSeq, a predicted model, not a curated record
UUUAAAAUGAAUGACAAUAAAAGACACAUUGCUGUGAAUCCUUCUCAAAAUACUCUUUCGUUCACACUUAUCCCAUCGUUUUUGCCGUUUUUGAAGCUCCUCUUUUGUCACAAAGUGUGAUCGAAGAUACUGUGAAUGCUGCUGUCAAGUUCCAUCCAACAGAAAGGCAGUGUGAAAGCCUCAUGGUGUGUCCCCAUCCAGCCCAUCCACCGUACUCACCAGACCUGGCACUGCGUGGCUUCUGCUCUGCCCUGAAAUCAGAAUGACCGUGAAAGCAACCACUUGUUCAGAAGACCAUCCUGUCUGUGAUGAAUUACACUGGUACCCAUUUAAAAAUCAGAUGGUCAGACUUCUAGAGGCUGCGCUCUUACACCGUCGACUUCAGCAAAAAUGGGCCACUUCCAUCAGAGACCGAGCGGUGCUGGCCCAAAUGCCUGACUGCCACUCACCUCCAGAGAUACAGGUGACUGAGAGGUGGCAGCGACAGAAGAGGAGACUCUCCUGGCCAAGGCCCUGGUCCAUGGAGAGAAGGAAGGAGGCAGUUUCUUAAUUGGUGCCAUAUACAUCAGAUGGAUGGUUUCUAGCCUGCUUCCACGCCCCACCUCAGCUGAGUGCUGGGCAGCACUUCUGCAUGAGCCUAUGACGCUUGAUAUGGACGCAGUCCUGUCAGACUUUGUUCGGUCCACGGGGGCAGAACCUGGUCUGGCCAGAGACCUGCUGGAAGGCAAAAACUGGGACCUAACAGCUGCUCUAAGUGACUAUGAACAACUCCGACAGGUGCACACAGCCAACCUGCCACAUGUGUUCAAUGAAGGGAGGUGCCCCAAGCAGCCUGAACGAGAGCCACACCAGCCUGGACACAAGGUGGAGCGGCCCUGCCUGCAGAGGCAGGACGACAUCCCCCAAGAAAAGCGACUUUCCCGGGGGAUUUCACACGCCAGCUCAGCCAUCGUCUCCCUGGCCCGGUCCCAUGUGGCCAACGACUGCAACAAUGAGCAGUUCCCCCUGGAGAUGCCCAUCUACACAUUUCAGCUGCCGGAUCUGAGUGUGUACAGUGAGGACUUCAGGAGCUUCAUCGAGCGGGACUUGAUCGAGCAGGCCACCAUGGUAGCUUUGGAACAGGCCGGUCGCCUGAACUGGUGGUCCACCGUGUGCACGAGCUGUAAACGGCUUCUUCCUCUGGCCACAACAGGGGAUGGGAACUGCCUGCUACACGCGGCCUCACUGGGAAUGUGGGGUUUUCAUGAUCGAGACCUGGUUUUGCGGAAAGCCCUGUACACCAUGAUGAGGACGGGCGCAGAGCGAGAAGCCCUGAAGCGGAGGUGGAGGUGGCAGCAGACGCAGCAGAACAAGGAGUCAGGGCUGGUGUACACCGAGGAGGAGUGGGAGCGAGAGUGGACGGAACUGCUUAAGCUGGCCUCCAGUGAGCCGCGCACGCACUUCAGCAAGAACGGCGGCACAGGCGGUGGAAUGGACAACGCCGAGGACCCCGUGUACGAGAGCUUGGAGGAGUUCCACGUCUUUGUCUUGGCCCACAUCCUAAGAAGACCCAUCGUCGUCGUGGCAGACACGAUGCUGAGAGACUCGGGUGGGGAAGCGUUCGCGCCCAUCCCCUUCGGGGGCAUCUACCUCCCCUUGGAGGUCCCUCCCAACAGAUGCCACUGCUCGCCUCUGGUUCUCGCCUAUGAUCAAGCGCAUUUUUCGGCUCUUGUGAGCAUGGAGCAGAGAGACCAACAGAGAGAACAAGUGAGCAAACUGGCCCAGCUGCGUGCCUGCCUGGACAUAGCAAUGGGGAAAAUACAUGACAGUGCCUAUUACGGGAUGUAAUGGAUGAGUGUGUGGUGGCAAAAAGGUUUUAGAAACCAGAAAGAACCUUAAAAAUGAGACACUGCCUUUAUUGUCUUUGCGAUUGGCCUCCCUUCUCUUGAGCUACUUUCUACGUCUGCCAGGUGCCCAGAAAGGUAGGGUCAGGAUGGAACAUCCAGACUUUUAGCUCACAGCGCAGGCCAGAGGGACUCCAGCAGCAGGCGGCUCCGUGGUGAGGAGUCUUUCACCUGGCUGGGGGUCUUUCACCAGUGCCUGGGACCUUAGGUAUCGCUCUGAAAUGACCAAAUCAGACAGACAUGAGAACGAGCUGUGGCUGACGGGACUGUGUUCAGAUGCCAGCCUUCCCCUUGAGUCCUGCGCCCCAGAGCAGGCACAGACACGGGGCUCCCCCUGUGGACACCUCAGUCUCUGUCGACCCCCCAUUACUGA